This is a messenger RNA of Durusdinium trenchii, 543 nucleotides long. The record is from the annotation of a GenBank genome assembly. NCBI's taxonomy places the organism in Eukaryota, Dinophyceae, Suessiales, Symbiodiniaceae.
AUGGUCGAGAAGCUACUUCAGACAGCCUCCCUGGCAGGCCAGCGGAGGAAUUUGAGGGUGGCCUCCAACUGCCUCCGGCGCGCCUAUUCCAUUUGCACCAAGCGAGCGGAUGCGGGGCUCCUGGCAGGACGUGUGGCACGGGCCAUGGUGGCAGUGCAGCUUUGCGCGUUGAGUUCCAAAGCGAAGCAACACGCCGAGGCACUGGAGGAGGCGUUAAAAGCCAUCAGGGAAGCUGAGGAAGUGUGGAGUAUCUUGCAAGACAAGAGCGAGGACCUUCAAACGCCCUUGGCGCAGCGUGCCCUGGUGGUGCUGAUUCAAGCCAAGCAUUGCGUCGCCAUUGAAUUGGAGUACACUCUGGCCGACAAGAUGCAAAGCAGCCAGGCCUCGAUGAUUCGGGAAAUGAUUCCAGCGUUGCACGAGGAGGCGGCCGCGUUGGCGCGGCUUCUGCCCGAGCGGAGCGCUCUGCGGAAGGUCUCCUUUCGCACCAAGGCCCAGGAGGCCUCUCGCCGCGCUGCCGAGCCGGAUGCCCAUGGUGCUCGCUGA